Molecule: messenger RNA, 2019 nt
Organism: Ilex paraguariensis (yerba mate)
Lineage: Eukaryota; Viridiplantae; Streptophyta; Magnoliopsida; Aquifoliales; Aquifoliaceae
Source: the annotation of a GenBank genome assembly
AUGCGUCUCUCAAUGUGUGAAACUAGAGUUGCCAAUCUAUGGACAACUAGUGCUGCCUUGUCAAAACUUCUUUCUUUGGUCGAGCUCCGCUUUCAAAAUUGUGUAUGUUGCAAUGAUACUAGGCCAUGUCCUGCAUCAUCCAGUAAGAGGGAUAAUCUCCUUCUUGGUGACAGAGCUGUGUCAGGUCAUUUGAGCAGGUACUUCGACACCAAGCAACCAACUAUUGCAGGCAGAGAUGCUACAUAUUCAACUUUGGCUGCAGAUGAUGGUGCAGUUAAUAUUUCAAGCCACUUCCAAAGAAUUGGUUUUUCGGAACUCUCUUCUGAUGCCAUUCAUAUCUCAAGUGGACAGGACAACUCGCAAAUUAAGGUUUCUUUUGGCAUAGAAGAUAAGGAGGAGUUUCCUAGGAGUCUUCUUAAUGGGGACAUGGAAGAUGCCUCAAUUGCUUCAAGGAUAUAUGUUCCACAUCAUCCUUCACCCAUCUGCUUUGAGAAACAUUACAGGGAGUUUAUGAUUGCUUCAUUGCCAUGUCUGAACGUGUUAGAUAAUUUACCUAUACGAAAAGUGGACAAGGAAAUAGCGAAGACUGUCUUCUUAAAGUACUAUGAGCACUUACCAUAUAAAAGACGACACAGAGAAAGUGUUGUCAGUGUUUUGCAAAUGCGCGAAACAGGGGCAAGUAGUAUGCACCACCAAAUAUCUUCCAGGCCAAAGCAGCCAUAUAUUUGCAGGAAAAGUCAGUAUUUCUACUCCAGGUCCUUUUGUGCUGCCAAACUUGGGUCUUCUGCAUGGCCUCUGUUACACCCCAUGUCCAAUAUCAGCCAUACUACCAAAGAAGAGAACAAGAGCUUUCGGCCAAGGCAGUUUGAGUACCACCCAUCUGACUCUAGUUUAAUGGUUUUUGGAACUCUAGAUGGGGAGAUAAUAGUUAUCAACCAUGAGAAAGGGAAUAUCGUUGGUUAUAUUCCAUCACUUGGAAUGGCUAACAGUGUUUUGGGAUUAUGUUGGCUUAAAAAGUAUCCAUCCAAGUUUGUUGCUGGUUCCGACAAUGGUUCGUUGAGGUUGUAUGACAUUAAUGAUAUGAUGCGGACAGUUGCAGAUGGCUACUGCAGUUCCAAUACUGUAACCUUCGAUGACUUUGAGCAGUUGACUUCUGUUCAUGUCAAUUCAACUGAUGACCAGUUUAUUACAAGUGGUUAUUCACGAAAAGUUGCUGUAUAUGAUAUUUGCAGUGGAAGACGCUUACAGUUGUUCACUGAUAUGCAUCAAGAACCCAUUAAUGUUGCUAAAUUUUCCCACCAUUCCCGCUCUCUGUUUGUUACUUCAUCAUUUGACCGCGAUGUGAAGAUGUGGGACUUAAGACAGAAACCAACACGGCCUUGCUAUGCUGCUUCAAGUUCAGGAGGAAACGUGAUGGUUUGCUUCUCUCAUGAUGACCUUUAUCUGCUCGUGUCUGCUGUAGACAAUGAGGUAAAGCAACUUUUGGCUGUAGAUGGGAGCCUCCACACAAAUUUUGAGAUAGCUUCUACUGGAAAUGCCCAUAACUACACUCGUUCAUAUUACAUGAAUGGAAGGGACUAUAUUGUCAGUGGGAGUUGUGCUGAGCCAGUCGUUCGCAUUUCUUGUGCUCAAACUGGAAGGCGACUUAGAGAUAUCCAUUUGGAGGGAAGGGGCUUGGGCAGCUCAAUGUUUGUGCAAUCCCUAAGAAGUGAUCCUUUUAGACAUUUUCACUUGGCUGUCUUGGCGGCCUAUUUGCCGCCAACCUCAAAGUGCGAGAUCAUCAAGACUAUUGCUCAUCAACUUGCUAUUACCGAUGUUCCUCCAGCAACAAACCUUGCUCAAUGCCACCGGUCACUAACCAGCCCCUUUCUUCGCACUCAAACUACAGACCAACUCAACAAAAUCGUGGCUGCGGCAAUCACAACAGAGGAGGUCGUGGUCGUGGUCGUGGACGUGGACGUUAUUCAUCUGGCGGCAAUUUUCACGAUUCUGGUGGCCAAUCUAAUGGAUCAGGUGUAG